AUGGCAGUUGAGUACACCCUCAAAGUGGCAGAGGCCCGCUUUGGAGGUUUCUCUUGGCUGCUCCUCCAUUGGAGGGGAAUUAUCUAUGAGCUCCUCUGCAAAGAGUUCCUACUCUUCAUUGUUCUGUGUGCUCUGCUCAGCAUCACCUACCAGCUGCUGCUGACCCAGGAACAGAGGCAUAUGUAUGCUCAGGUGGUCCGAUAUUGCAACUGCUCUGCGGACCUCAUCCCAUUUUCUUUUGUCCUGGGUUUCUAUGUGACCUUGGCAGUGAACAGCUGGUGGGCCCAGUAUACAAGCAUCCUGCUGCCUGACCAGCUGAUAUGUGUCAUCUUGGCCACGGUGCACAGCCUGGACCAGCAUGGCUGCCUGCUGCGCCGCACCCUUGUCCGCUGUGCCAGCCGGGCGUCAGUGCUCAUGCUGCAGAGUCUAUCCCCCACCUGCUUUAUCACUGCAGGUUUCAUGCCUCAGGAAGAGAGAAAAACGUUUGAGAGCCUGAAAUCUGACUUCAACAAGCACUGGGUCCCCUGUGUCUGGUUUGCCAACCCAGGAGCCCAGGCCCAGAGGGAUGGGCAAAUCAUGAUGGCAUUGCUCUCUGCCCACUCCUGGAAAUGGGAGCUGAAGAAGUACUGAGCCAACUGCAGCAAGCUGUUUCACUGUGACUGGACGAGCAUCCCUCUUGUCUACCCCCAGGUGGUGACCAUAGCAAUAUCCUCAUUGUUUGCCCUCUUCCUGGUUGGUGUCCAGUGUGUGGAGCCAGAGGCAGGGUCUUGCAAACUUCAGAAGCCUCUGGAGCCUGGCCAAGUAGGGCCAGUGCUGGGGGACCUGGACAUGUAUGUGCCCACGGCUCUGCUGUUCUUCUAUGCUGGCUGACUCUAGGUCGCUGAACAGAUCAUCAACCCCUUUGAUCAGGAUGACGAUGACUUUGAAACCGAUCAGCUCAUUGACUGCAACUUGCAGGUGUCCCUGCUAUCUGUGGUCGACCUGUAGCAGAAACUGCCUCGCGCGAAGAAGGGCCUGUACUGGGAAGAUGGCUCGGCGCAGCCGCUCUACACUGUGGUGGCCCAAUCGGUGAGGCCUUCCUUUCUAGGAUCCACUUUCACACUGCGAGCUAGUCCACCCGGAAGGCCCGCGGCGGAAGCUCAUUUGCCCGGCCUCCGCGAGAGAAACGACCUCGACCAGGCCCUGCAGGUGGAUGCACCCCUCCUUGGCUUGGCUUUGCCAAACUUCGGCUGCGCACGAGAACUUCCCCGGAUCCCUCCUCUGCUGCGCUCCCGGGCCGAGGAGGGAGGCGACCAUGAGACCACAGGCUGCAUCCAGGAAGCGGCGGGUUCUGGGGACCAGGCCCGGGAGGCCUGAGCAGAGGCCCCUGAGCCAGGCCGGGCCACCCUGCCAGCCUCCCCCAGGCCCGACCCCACCCGCGUCCGCCCCUCACUGCCCAUUUUCCAGGCAGUGCCCCAUCCUGCCCUCCGGCACUAGUAGAGCGGCACUUCCUGUGUGCUCCGAGCCGGGGCACUAAGGGACGAAGCUUGGAAGAGGAAGAUGGCGGGAAGGGCCUGAGCCAAGGCUGGGAAUGUGUCCACCUUGGCGGGAGAAGGUAGGAUGGUUUCGGGAAGUGAGAAUGUAAGGAUACCUGGGC
This is a messenger RNA of Pteronotus mesoamericanus, 1636 nucleotides long. It is a transcript of the gene BEST4, whose product is annotated as bestrophin 4. The record is from RefSeq and is a predicted model, not a curated record. NCBI's taxonomy places the organism in Eukaryota, Metazoa, Chordata, Mammalia, Chiroptera, Mormoopidae. Gene Ontology annotation, molecular function: chloride channel activity.